Oncorhynchus kisutch (coho salmon) is the source of this 1587-nucleotide messenger RNA. RefSeq names its product pollen-specific leucine-rich repeat extensin-like protein 2. The transcript has 9 exons. The coding region runs from base 254 to 1201 and encodes 315 amino acids. Lineage: Eukaryota; Metazoa; Chordata; Actinopteri; Salmoniformes; Salmonidae. The record is from RefSeq and is a predicted model, not a curated record.
GACUAUUUGAUGUUCAAUGUCUGUUUUGAAUACCAAAUGGAUGCAAAAGGCACUCAUUUCACGGAACUACCCCACUACAUUGGGAAGAACCACUCUAAUCAUUACGAUAGUACUUGUGAUCAUACCCUGCCUAACCAUAAACUUUACAUUGUCUCAUUAUCUGAACAUGAGUAUAGCUCUGACGUGGGAGAAGGCUAUAAAUGUUUGACUGGUAUUACUUCUCUCAUAUACAUUUGGUCAUAGAAGAGUGAAGAUGAAGGGCUAUAUUUUGCUGGGUUUAAUAUUUCUGCUCCCUGUCACAGUUAUUGGACAAUAUACGACACCAGAUUUGACAUUGUGUGUAGGAAUAAAGGACUUUGAAGUGUGCAGGACACAUUUACCACCUAAAUGCAGUGACAAGAGCAAAUGCUACUGUAAGGACAAUAAAGCAUUUUGUAGGUGUAACAACUACAUAAACACGUGGUACAUAGGGGAGAAUUGCGACUUUGAGUGGACCAUCUUGACCUUCGCCCUGGUAGCAACUCUACCAGGAUUGGCCCUGGCUGCUAUUGUUGGUGUGACGGUCCAGUGUGUCCAUUACUCAAGGAAACCAGCUGAGAAACAAAAGGAUCGGACAGAGGGUUACACAAAUAAUGCAAUGUCACCAACAACAUAUGAUAGAAAUAACCAAGAUGACAUGUUCACCAACACUGUGUUUGCCUCAGACAUGCCGAAUCGGCCAAAGCCCUCCAGUAUUCAGCCCACCCAGGAGAGGUUUCCCAUGGCCAACUUACCCAACAGCCCUUACAGCCCCCAACCAAACGGCAUGCAGCCCACUUUAGAUAGAUCGUCUUUGACAAACCUUACAAGCCAGCCGUACAGCCCUUCACCAAACAGUAUUCGACCCUCUUUAGAUAGAUCGUCUUUGGCCUAUCCUCCAAGCCAGCCAUACAACUAUGCUACAGGUAUGACACAGCCCCUGGGUAACCCCUAUCCCAAGUCUCCAUCGCCAAGGAACCCGUAUGAAGACAGAGCACCACCUCCAGACCGUUAUGACGACCAGCAUAUGAGACCAACACAGCCCCCACCUGGAUACAACGGCAUGAUGAGAGAAGGCAUGUCUGGGUCUCCUGUGCCCAGUUCACCUGCUCCCCUCUACUCAGCUCCGGAGUACAACCCCAGGUCCCAGUUUCCCCGAGCCCAGAUGGGGAGACUCUACUGAGGAUAAACAGAGGGACCCUGGACUGAACUAGGAAGGAAGUGGAGCUCCACCAAUUUCACUAUUACAAUGACCAAAAUAUAAUUCAUAUCUAAUUUCAAACUUUCAUUUAACAUAGCAAACAUUUUAAAUUUAAAGGCAAUGUUCCCACAUUCACAGAAAAAUUACCUUUAAAUGUUAAUCGCGCAAUAAGAUGGAUCUUCUGUGCUACGGAUUUAGUAACAGGUUUGGGGUCAAUUCCAAUUUAAUUUUAAAUUCCAAUUAAAUUCUUGAAUUCACUCAUGAAGUGGAGAAUUUACAUUGAAUUCAAUUCCAAUUUCAACAAUCUUCAAGUUAUGGAAUUUGACUGUUUUGAGUUGGAAUUGUAAAAUAAAAACGAAUCUUUGGAA